Molecule: messenger RNA, 3355 nt
Organism: Lingula anatina
Lineage: Eukaryota; Metazoa; Brachiopoda; Lingulata; Lingulida; Lingulidae
Product: putative G protein-coupled receptor 139
Biological process (GO): G protein-coupled receptor signaling pathway
Cellular component (GO): plasma membrane
Molecular function (GO): G protein-coupled receptor activity
Source: RefSeq, a predicted model, not a curated record
UGCAAAGUGAUCUGUGAGGUAGGUUCUGCGAUUGAUGGUUGGUUGUUGGAGCCGUUGGAAUUUUUGAUUUAUUCACGGAACUUUUUUUCAUGCUAUCGUAACACUUAUAAAUGGAGCGACUGGGUAUUUUUGUGCAUUUCUUCCCCCACGGGAAUCCUACUAGCACCAGAAUUCUUUAGUGCAGAGCAAUAAGGAAACUUAGGCGAAACUCAUGUUGGUUACGUCUUUUUAACUCUGGAAUUUAACUCAAUGACUUUUGGAAAACUUUGUAAAUCGUGCAUUAUAACACGUAUGUAUAGUUCUACAGGACAAGCCAAAGCAAAAGAAACCAGAAGCUCGACUGACUUAAUGUAAUUGCAGAGACAAACUGAAAAUCUUUUUGCGAGGGAAAGAGAGGAGAGGUGUCAACGUAGACUGUUCAAUUGAUACGCUUCGUAUCCAUAAUCAUUUUGAUUAUUACUGGGAUUUUAUCUGGCAUUCGCAUCAGUUAAGCGAGAUACUACUACCUGUCGAGCAAUUUCUUUACGCUAAGACGAAACGAACCACGACGCCACAGUAUGGCACAUUGCAAUUAGACUCUGAAUGUCAAAUGUGACUUGAUUGCCGAUUAUUUCACGGAUUUCAGCAGGAGACCUCGGUUCACCAUUAAGCCAGUCACAAUACGAUGCCUCACAAGAAUUAAACUAACAUUUAAUCCAGGUGAAAGAUUAAGCAUUUUCUUACCACAAAGACCGCUUCAAGAUUAAAAACCACAAGGAUGCUUUGAAGCUCCGUUCACUGAGCUGGCAAGAUGGACGUAGCAUAUAACUUCACUGGAUGGAAUAUGUCGCUUCCUGUCAAUGUUUCAGAAGCGGGAAUGGUGCCAAUUGACAAUAGAACAGACGACUUUUUUGGCAGUAACCAAACGUGGAGUAUCAACAACGUUACCAAUGGCUCUGACAUUACACCUGACCCAAAUGGAAGUGUAAGCAGAUCUGAAAUCGACAUAUAUCAGGUACAUUUACCUCUAAAAAUCACGCUAGAACAAUGGGUACCGAUUGUUUAUUAUAUAUUUGGAUUAUCAGGGAACUUUUUAGCCUUUAUCGUAUGGAUACAGCGAAGAAUGCAGCAUUCGUCUGGAUGCUAUCUCGCUGCAUUGGCUCUCUCAGACUUGUGUUUUUUGUUACUCCAUAUGCUGUACGAAAUCCACUAUAUAUGGGGGCACAAGGUUUUUAAUGCAAACGGAGCAUGCCAGAUUUUCGCCAUCGUCUUCAUGUGGACCCAGCACAUGUCGCCAAUGUUCGUUCUGGCGUUCACCAUCGAGCGGUAUUUGGCGGUGUGUCACCCUUUUAAACGGGACAAGAUAUGCACGAAGUCCCUCGCCAUCAAAGUGAUCGUUUCAAUCACGGUGGUCUGUCUAUUGAUCGAUGGAAUGCAGGGUUACUUUUGGACAUACGUCUCGAAAGCGGACGACUGUGACGUCAGAGGCGAGACGCUGAUUGGAGGUGUCGGUUCGGUAUGGAGUGUGUGGUCCUGGGUCACAGAGAUCUUAAUAUUCGCAGUGGUGCCUCUCUUGGUGCUGAUUUUCAAUAUUCUAGUGAUACACGAGGCUCGGAAACUUUCAGAGAAUGAGAAAAUUCAACUGCAGUCACGGAAAGGACGAAGGACUUCGACUACCACUUUCAUGCUUCUUGCCGUGUCUUUUUUCCUAAUUUUCACAACACUGCCAGUGACAAUAGUCUAUAAUCUGUAUGCCGUUUUUCAGCAAGGCGAUCCAACCUUAUCAGAUGAAGAAAUUCAUUUAGACCAAAAAUGGCAGGCACAUCUGAAGUAUACUGCUAUAAAAACCUUGGUCCAAUACUUUGGAAUGGCCCACUAUGCAUGUAACUUUUAUAUAUAUUGUAUCACGGGGAAGAUGUUCCGAAAGGAGUUGGUCUUGAUCUUCAAAAGGGUGUUCCGAAUUCAAAUUCCAGUAAGCAGACGCGGUACUUUUAAUAGUAGUCUUCGAACCCAUAGCACGGGGUUUUCUUUGCGAAGUGGCGCUCUUAGAGCCAGCGAAAGAAGUAUUAGAAGUAAUAAGUCUAACGGUAGUAUCAAACCGAAUGGCCCUGAAAACACAACUUUAUUAUAAAUAAAUAAAUGAUAUUAAGAAAAUUGAUUUCUGCACAGUAUCCUGAAGGAAAUGACACACUUUUUGAGAACUCGCCAAAAGUUUAAGCAGAGUUCUGUUGCUUCUGGUACAUCUUUCGCGUCAGAGAAUGUCGCUUUGUCCAACUGUUUGGUUGUUUAUUGUUAUAUUUAUAUGCUUUAAAAAACUAGCCUGAUUAUGUACAUGUUAAUUAUUGUAAAUACCUAUUUCCAUAUUUAAAUCGGCUUUUGGUUGGUUUUAUAAAGGCAAUUUUGGUCUUUUCCCACUUUUGAAAAGAAAAGGACACAAUUUCAAAAAUCAUUUCACAAAAAAUAUUUGUGCAAUAGGUGGCAACUCCUAUACUUUCAUAACUGCUGAAUGCCCACUUCUUUUCGGUUCCUUUCUUUUUCUUAUAAAUAAUCAUAAUCAAAGUGCAUAUUAAUAAUAUCGUAUGUUUAAGUGGAAAAAUUAUGACCAAGUCAAAUAAAUGACGGCUGUUUUUCAUGAGCAAAAAAGGCAUAUGCGAUUUUGAUGCGGAUAUGUUAUUUUUUUCAUUGUGAGUUUAAAAUCUUUUAAAGGUACUUUGUAGAUACAAUAUAUUUAUUAUUUGCUCAGAUAAUAUCCAACUGUGCGUCUUAAAAUUGCAAAUAUCUAUUCAUUAACCGGCAUGUGUAACACCAUGUAUUCAUAUAUCACUAUAUUUAUAUGUGGAUAUAUAUAUUUAAAGCGAACAUAACACUUGCAAUAUAAUAUAUACACCUUAUAUUUAAAUUAUAAAUACGAGCCAUGAUAUUGGAACGCUGACAUUUUUCACAUUGGCCAUUUUCAAAUGACCGACGUCUUGGACAUGGGUCCUAUUCGAAUCCAGGGUAUUCAUGUGUCUUAAUGGGGUGGUAUGAAAAAGCACGUUCUCUCAACCGUCCUUCCUUCGUGUGCCUUCUAUAGUAGAUACUCUCAGGCAACUAACCUAAGUGAAAGAAAAUGUGAUCGCAGCUGGUAUGCACGCUUUUUAUAUUAGAUAUAUGCUUUUGGUGUUACACAUUUCUACCUGGUGAUUGCUAACUUUUAACCUUGGCUUUGAACUAUCUUAGCAAGAAAGUGCGUCCACUGUUAAAAUCCCUAUUGAUUUUUCUCUCUAUUUUGGUGUGAAUCGUUUUUGUAAGAUGCAAGAUACUCUGUCUAUUAGCGAACAUUUCUUGAUAAUUUUCGCUCAGAGUGAUGCUGUUGCGAUUCUUAGUGGGAACUAUU